AUGGAGAUUACGCUUCAGCUGGAAGCAGUCGGCUUGAAAACGAGCUUGAAGCUCUACUUGGACACUACUCGCCAGCAGCUUGCCGGCCUGCAGCACAUCAAUGCGUUGUUGCAGAUGUGCAUCUCGGAAGUUGAGUUCGACCCGGACCAACAACCUGCCUGGAGGGAGCUGCAAAAGCGCACGGAAAUCCUCAAGGUGAUGAGGAAUCGAAUCCGACUCGGCGGUCGCCGCUGGGCACCGGCCCUCUCGCCGAUCCCUUCGCCGGAGGCUCCAACCACUCAGCCUUGCCGCGCAAGCGCUUCAGAGCUUCGCCAGCGCUGGGAGGAGGAGGCUCAGGCAGAGGAGCUGUUGGAGCCUUUCCAACUCUCGGCGUUUACUUGGAUGGACACGGACAAAGCGACGGCUCCUGAAGAUUUGGCAGCCCAGGACACUGCAGAAACGGAUGAAGGCAGUGGAGGGGAUGAAAACAGUCCGUGCAGCCCGUCGAUCCUGAGUCCGCAGGCGUGCGGCGAUGAGAAUUCCUGCGGCCACCCGAAAUUGGAUUUCGAGUUCUCGCUGCGAGGACUGGACAUCUCCAAUUUUCGGCAGGCCGUUGCGCCCCCGAGCCUCCUCCGCAGGCAGGGAUCCUUGGCCAGCCAUGUGGUCGGCGCUUCUCCGUAUGCUUCGCUCUUCUUGCACGUCUUCCAAGGCUGUUCGCGGCACAUUACGAACCGCCAUUAUCCAAGCUACAUCGCGUCAGAUGGUGCUUUCAUGUUUAAGACUGGUCUGCGUGGCUCCCUCGGAUUGCCAGAGAUGUCACAGGGCAACGGUGUCGUUGUUUACGGCCAGUGUCGGCGUCACUUCCACUUCUAUUCUACUUUUGCACUUGGCGUGUCCAGUAUGGAUCCCGGCCAUACGGAUGCUUCGAUAAGCCAUGUGCCAACGCAGAAUCGGGAGGCGGGCUAUGACCAUGGUCAGGAUGAUGCUGAUGAGUCAGUGGCGCCGGCCAGCACCGGCAGCGCCGCAGAUGCUCCGACUGCCCAGGCAAAGGCCAAUGUUUCGGCCUCGCCGUCGCCGUCAUCUUCCCCAAGUCCGGGAAAAGGAGUUUGCGGCUUGCCCUUGCAAGCCGCACCCUGCGCUGAGGAGGCUGCGGAAUCCGGUGACGAGGCAUACAGCGAGGAUGAGGACUUCUGCGAGGAAGCCGAGGAUGAGAGCACUCCAAUGUCCAAAGGCAACAUGACGGGCUACAGCCACAGCGAGUGUCAGAGCGAGCAGGAGACAUCUCCCAGCGCUGAGAAGGCCAGGGAAGAGCAGGCGAAGGCGCCUGAGCCACCCAUCCUCCAGCGGCCCUCCGGAAUCAGCGCACUCAGCCAGGAGUCCGUCUCGCAGAUCCAGGCCCACUCACUGGCCACCAAGGCAUUUUCGACAUCCUUGUCAGCUCUUGCCCCUGGCGGCGAAGGGCCGGACGCGAGUGCGCCAAGCGAUGCCGGAAGCGACGCGCCCACAAGCGUAGAAGGCGGGUCACGUGACAUCCAGAAUGACGAUGAGGAUGUCGUUAGUGCGCGCUCUGACUCUGAAGACGAGAGUUGA
This is a messenger RNA of Symbiodinium sp. CCMP2592, 1569 nucleotides long. The record is from the annotation of a GenBank genome assembly. NCBI's taxonomy places the organism in Eukaryota, Dinophyceae, Suessiales, Symbiodiniaceae.